Xyrauchen texanus (razorback sucker) is the source of this 1029-nucleotide messenger RNA. RefSeq lists its product as uncharacterized. Gene Ontology annotation, cellular component: external side of plasma membrane. The record is from RefSeq and is a predicted model, not a curated record. The transcript is spliced from 5 exons. Lineage: Eukaryota; Metazoa; Chordata; Actinopteri; Cypriniformes; Catostomidae. Bases 168 to 1019 code for a protein of 283 amino acids. Gene Ontology annotation, biological process: cytokine production; positive regulation of T cell receptor signaling pathway; positive regulation of mast cell activation.
AAAGAAGAAGAAGAAAAAAGGCAAAUUCAAAAUGGUUGAUGGUAAUAUUGACAGCAAGAGAGGACGGGUGUGAAAAGGAAACAAGUAAAACCACACAAUACAACAAAAAGUAAGUCAAAGCAGGACAAUGCAGAAGAGAGAGACCAUGUUGGUUUAGCUCAGCAGCCAUGAGAACCAACUUUCUUCGUGCUCUUCUAAUCCUUGUCUUCCUGAAAACAGGCAAAUCAAAAAGUGAAGUAUCUAUCAGACACAUUCGAGAUGAAGAUCACCAGAACAUUACAUGUGUCCUUACAGGGGAAGAGAAUAUGAUUCAGAUCAACUGGGAGAUGCAAAGAGGCCCAAAUCGCACAAAACUGGGCAUGUUCCAUCCAAAUUUUGGGAUUCACAUAUCGUAUGAUAAUAAGAAGGAAGUAAAUAUCAAGGGUAAAUCACCUCCACAUCCAUUAUCAUCCCUGCUCAUUAAAUUGGCCUCAAAUGAGAGUGUGCAAAUCUGUUGUGCGUUCAUAACCUUUCCUUCGGGUAAACUGGAGCGGUGCACAAAUAUCAGUAAGAAAGAUGCCAAUCACUCCAUGAUAAAAGAUUUUACUUAUGUACAAACAGAACUGGGACUGGGAUUAUUUGGACGUUUAGGUGCUAUGAUCAUUGGCUCUAUUCUUUCCCUUUUUAUCUUGGCAAUCCUAUUCUAUUUAUGCAGAAAGAACAACUGUAAGAGGGGGCAGUCCUUUGAAAUAUGCAUGUACCCAACGGACUUACCAGCCGAGACAUUUGCAGAAGAAUCAAAUGAUGCACCAACUCCUCAAAGUUCUCCAAAUGGUUUUGACCCCUCUAAACUUUAUGCCAAGAUUAAAGAAGACCUUUUCUACGGCCGGUUGUGGAAGUCUUACCAAGGCCAACCUAAUAAGGCAUGGACUCAAGGUACCAUGACAGAUAAGGGACAUGUUUAUUAUCAGCUUGGACAAAGUCUUUUACCACAGAGAAAUGUGGAGGGCAGCACCUUGGGGCCAGACACACCAAAAUGAUUAUCUUUAA